ACAUAGCCUUACCUGGGCAUCUUUCUUACUAUAUUUCUCCCCAAAAAAAGAGCCAAACAUGAAAAUAGAGUGAUGUUCCUGAUGUUUUGUCAUCUUUGCCCAAUUAAUAAACAAAGAAUCUGAGCAAAAAGAUACAAUUUUUUCCUGCUAUAUCUAUAUAUAUAUAUAUCCAUCCAGUAAAACCAUAAAAGCAUAUUGGUUUCUCGAAUUCUAAUCAGUUGGUCUGUAUCUCUGUGUUUCUUGUGUAUCACACUUAUUGUUAAUAUAAUCUGUGAGUCUCUCUCUCUGGGUCGCAAGAAGAUCCAGCAAUGGAUGAAGAGUAUGACGUGAUAGUGCUUGGGACUGGUCUCAAAGAAUGCAUCCUCAGCGGUCUUCUUUCUGUCGAUGGCCUUAAGGUUCUCCACAUGGACAGGAACGACUAUUAUGGAGGAGAGUCAACUUCACUAAAUCUUGUUCAGCUGUGGAAGAGGUUUAGAGGAAGUGAUAAGCCUCCAGGUCAUUUGGGAUCGAUUAGGGAUUAUAAUGUGGAUAUGAUCCCAAAGUUUAUGAUGGCAAAUGGUACUCUUGUACGAGUACUUAUUCACACAGAUGUUACCAAAUAUUUGUGCUUCAAAGCCGUAGAUGGCAGCUAUGUCUAUAAUAAAGGAAAGGUUCACAAGGUUCCGGCUACUGACAUGGAGGCCAUCAAAUCUCCUCUUAUGGGCAUUUUUGAAAAGCGCCGUGCUGGCAAGUUCUUGAGUUAUGUCCAAGAUUAUGAUGAAAAUGAUCCCAAAACGCAUGAUGGGAUGGAUUUGACAAGAGUGACAACGAGAGAGCUUAUUGCGAAAUAUGGUCUGGAUGAUAACACUCUCGACUUUAUUGGUCAUGCAGUGGCACUUCACAGAGACGACCACUACUUAAAUGAGCCUGCAUUGGAUACUGUGAAAAGAAUGAAGCUUUAUUCUGAGUCUUUUGCACGUUUUCAAGGAGGAUCACCAUACAUUUACCCAUUGUACGGACUUGGAGAGCUCCCUCAGGCAUUUGCUCGGCUCAGUGCUGUAUAUGGGGGUACAUACAUGUUGAAUAAACCCGAGUGCAAGGUAGAGUUCAAUGAAGAAGGCAAGGUAAUUGGCGUCACGUCAGAAGGGGAAACUGCUAGGUGCAAGAAAGUUGUAUGCGAUCCUUCUUACUUACCCAACAAGGUUAGAAGAGUUGGCAGGGUUGCAAGGGCAAUUGCUAUUAUGGCCCACCCAAUCCCAAACACCAACAAUUCUCACUCAGUGCAGGUUAUUCUGCCACAGAAGCAGUUGGGUCGCAAAUCAGAUAUGUAUCUUUUUUGUUGCUCUUUUUCUCACAAUGUUGCCCCGAAGGGCAAAUUCAUUGCAUUCGUAUCAACAGAGGCAGAGACUGAUCAGCCUGAGAUUGAACUAAAGCCAGGAAUUGAUCUUCUAGGGCCUGUGGAUGAGUUGUUCUUCGAUAUUUAUGAAAGAUAUGAACCAGUCAAUGAGCCUUCACUGGACAAUUGUUUUAUAUCGGCGAGUUAUGAUUCGACAACUCACUUUGAGUCAACAGUCAUGGAUGUUCUCAAUAUGUAUACCAUGAUUACUGGAAAGGUUCUUGACCUCAGCGUGGAUCUUAGUGCUGCUAGUGCUGCAGAAGAAUGAGAAGAAACCUUUUAGUUUGUGCACUGCAUGUAAUUGUGAGAUUUGUUCUUACUGAAUUCAUUCCAUGGGAUGGAUUGCCACAUGUUUUCUUCUUGGGUCUUGUUAUUGAGAGUUAGCUCGAAUUUGUAACUUGGUUUUCUCUAUUUCAUUUUACAGAACAUCAUUCAUAAUCAAUCUUUGCUUGUUUUGAAUCUUAUGUGUAGAAUUGAGAAUUGCCUCGGUAGCUGAGCGUGUGGAUAGUUUAAUUGUAUAAGGGCAUCUUUGGUAGUUUAAGGGCA
Camellia sinensis is the source of this 1921-nucleotide messenger RNA. RefSeq names its product guanosine nucleotide diphosphate dissociation inhibitor 2. The record is from RefSeq and is a predicted model, not a curated record. Gene Ontology annotation, molecular function: Rab GDP-dissociation inhibitor activity. Lineage: Eukaryota; Viridiplantae; Streptophyta; Magnoliopsida; Ericales; Theaceae. Gene Ontology annotation, cellular component: cytoplasm. Gene Ontology annotation, biological process: small GTPase-mediated signal transduction; vesicle-mediated transport; protein transport.